UACAACACAACACGGAAUCCGCACUCUGGCCCCCUCUGUCGCCCCGAGUGUCUCGCCAGUCGAGACAGCGAGUGGGAGCACACCUUCUGGCAGAGCCAUGGGUGAUUAAGCCGCCUUACAAGACCGCCGUCGACAUCGACAGCGGAGAACGAAAACAUCAACAGACCCGAUACUGCUGUUGCAUACACUUGGGCGAGCUCAUUUGCAGCAACCCGGGCUGUUUCCCGACCAGCAACACGGCCAACAUAUCAGAAAGGUGCCAGCACUCCAGCCAUACCAACUCAAAUCAGAACCAACGCCAUGUCACAAGCGCAGCCAGGCCUAGUUCGGCGAGCUACACAGGCAGUUUCCCAGCACCUCGGACAAAGUAGCUCUAUACCAAAUGCCCCGACACAUUGGCAUGACGCGCACCACCGACAGUACCUGCUAAUGGUAUGGGACAAGACCGUGGAACUUGCUGCGACAUCGAGCAAGUACCCGCAAUCGAGCUCGUCUCAUCUUCACUCAACCUACGUAACACUUAUGCGGAGAUUCCCCGAUCUCGAACAAGGGACUGUGCCUUUAACAACCGACUGGAUGGAGUAUGUGCUCGGCGCGGCAUUGCGGCGUCCGUUUUGCACAGCUGAGAGGAUGGGCAGAUGGGAGGUGCUGGCCUCUAGCGGUGGAUCUCGAGGGACCUGGGGUCCUUGGUGAACUGAAGAGAGCUGUGUGAUUGUCACUGGGAGUUUUUGAGGUGUACGGAGCGGGCGAGGCGGUAUGGAAUGGCCUUAUGCUAGUGGGAGCCAAUUAUCCGACAGCACGACAUUUACUGCGAUUCUUCAACAUGCAUGGCGAAAUGGAGGCAUAGCGUUGUCACUUUUUAGACGCAGCUCACGGGGGUUCUACUCGGCGCAACAAAGAAAGCAUGAUUUACAUGAGGACAUGAAAGGCUUAUGAAGAAUGAAUUCUCAAACGGGCUGUCAAUCAAGACAGUACCCGGCUAUGAAACGGCAUAGCUUUCAGUAGAAUGAAGAAGAGAGAU
Molecule: messenger RNA, 1021 nt
Organism: Cercospora beticola
Lineage: Eukaryota; Fungi; Ascomycota; Dothideomycetes; Mycosphaerellales; Mycosphaerellaceae
Source: RefSeq, a predicted model, not a curated record